This is a messenger RNA of Amblyraja radiata (thorny skate), 1320 nucleotides long. RefSeq names its product lysophosphatidic acid receptor 6. Gene Ontology annotation, cellular component: membrane. The transcript is spliced from 2 exons. Bases 250 to 1206 code for a protein of 318 amino acids. Gene Ontology annotation, biological process: G protein-coupled receptor signaling pathway. Lineage: Eukaryota; Metazoa; Chordata; Chondrichthyes; Rajiformes; Rajidae. Gene Ontology annotation, molecular function: G protein-coupled receptor activity; oxysterol binding. The record is from RefSeq and is a predicted model, not a curated record.
UUGAUUGCAUUUGUCGAAACAGGGGACCACGUGAAGGCUGCAAUCUCUCACCCCAUCAAACUGUGCUGAGAGCAAUUGUCUCUUCAGUGCAUGUGAGGCACAGCUAUCCUCAAGCCACGCGUUUAUUCCUCAGCUGGAGUAUUGAGGAGCUGAGCUUCACAAACCUGGCAGAGAUCGACUGGUGAUCUGGGCGUUGCCUUGGGACCAGCUCUGCCAAAGCACACAACGUUGUGGUAGACCAACUGAAACAUGGGCAACCUGGGACGAGCCCCCUCCAGCGGGAACUGCACCUACGAGGCCAAUUUCCAGUACCAGUUGUUCCCAGCGGUCUACACCAUCGUGUUUGUCCUGGGCUUGACCGGAAAUGUCUCGGCCCUCUGCAUUUUUAUAAAGAAAACUAAAAAAGCCUCCCCAUCCUUCAUCUACAUUGCAAACCUGAUCGUGGUGGACAUCAUUUAUAUUUGCACCUUGCCCUUCAGAAUCCAUUACCACAUGAAGCGCAACAACUGGGUAUUUGGAGACGUGACCUGCAGGAUCACAGGCACAUUGUAUUACGCCAACAUUUACCUCAACGUUACUUUCCUCAGCCUGAUUUGCGUGGACCGCUACAUUGCGGUGGUCCACCCUCGCAAAUACCUCCGGAUGAGAGGGUCAAGGGUCUCGCGGGCGGUGGCGGCGCUGGUCUGGCUGCUGGCCUUGGCCGUCAUGCUGCCGCUGGUCACCGGCGGCACGCUCAACAACGCCGGCACCGGCAACUCCACCGCCUGCUUCGAGAACUUUGACGCCAAGACUUGGAGCAAGAAGAUGGCGGCCUACAACAUCAUAGCGUUCCUCUUCGGCUUCUUCAUCCCCUUCACAAUCAUCAUUAUAUUUUACCCACUGGCCGCCAGGAAAAUCGCCCGGCUGAAGAGCAGCGUUCACAGGGACAAGGCUCUGAGAAUGAUCUGGGCCAUUAUGGUCAUCUCCAUUCUCUGCUUCGUCCCGUAUCACAUCACCCACUUCUUCUACUUGUUUGCCCGUUUGGAAGUCAUUGAGGACUGUGCUUUCCGCAGCUUCCUCUACAAGAGUCGUCGUGUUACCAUGGCCUUAGCCAGCCUCACCUGCUGCCUCGACCCUCUCAUAUACUUCUUUGCAACCAACAAGUUCAGGCCAAAGUACAGCACAAAGAGGGGAUCGCAGAAGGUUUACAGCGUAGCCUUGCGCUAGACUGAGAGCUGUAACUAAUAGAUGUGACCAAAGGCCUUCCCUCCAUUGACGAACUGUACACUGCAAGGGCCAGGAAGCGAGCGGGUAAGCUCAUCUCUGACCCCUCUCACCCUG